AAAUUUUGUUCCAAUUCUUCACCAAAAUGUCCCUCCUCAAGAAAUCAACCCUCCUCUCAUUUCUUCUUCCUUUGGUCUCCGCAGGUGCCUCUGGUUUUGGCCAUGCCUUUAGUUCUGGCCCGACUGCAGACGGUAAUUGGAUUCGCACUGCAAAUUCUACCCUGGUCGUUCCCUCGCCACCCCUACCACAAAAAGGACUGCUUUCGCUGUGGGUAGGCAUGGGCACUAGUAAUGGCGACUUGAUCCAGGCAUUGGUGGAGAGCUACAACGACAAUAUCGACUAUGACUGUGGUGUACUUGAUGGCGAUUGGUGUACUUUGGCGAGUGCGUUGACGAGCAACGGACAACAAGGAGGAACACAGGUACACGCGAACGCGGGAGAUGAAGUACAGAUGAAUUAUUUGUAUAACGACGACACGGGAAACUAUGAUCAAUACGUCCUCCUCAACGGUAACCUCGUCUCCACAUUCUCAACUUCAUCAGGCAAAGCACUAGGUUGGGGCACAGCUGAAGAAUGUAACCAAGCCGCCCCAGCAUACCCCUGCGGACUCACUCCCGCUCACUCCUGGAUAAACACCGUCCUCGUCCUCGACCAACCACAACCAGAUUACUCAAACACUUUCGGCACUUUCGGCGCCUCCGGCACCCUCACCUCCUCCGACGGCGGCAAAACCUGGACAGCAGACAAACUCACCAUCGAUGCAUGGAACUACACACCAACAUGCCCUGACGAUGACGGUUAUAAACUCACCACCCUUGACAACAGUGUAUUCGACACAACAUGCAAUUCCGAUUUCGUGGGUGGGGAGUUGAAGAACAGCACGAUGGGGAGUAUUCAGGAUUGCGUGACCGCUUGCGAUGAAACAGAGAAUUGCUUUUUCGCUGUCUGGGAUGGGAGGAAUUGUGGGUUGAAGAGUUCGGUUGCGGAGAAAGUGGUUAGGGAGGGGAUGAUUGCUGGUUCGUUGAUUUCGAAGGGGUGUUGAUAGAGUAUAUGUUGUUCCAUCCUCCUUCUCUCCUACAAUAUGCUUUUUGAAGUCUGUCGUCAUGCAGGAAGGUUGCGUGUUGGAUUUGCGUGUCCACUGGCAACGAGUACGACCAGGUGUUUUCGGUGGAAAGCAUGCGUGAAAGGGAUAGAUUUUGCAUCGCGACAAGCAAUUAUGACGAAGU
Aureobasidium pullulans EXF-150 is the source of this 1167-nucleotide messenger RNA. RefSeq lists its product as uncharacterized. The transcript has 3 exons. The record is from RefSeq and is a predicted model, not a curated record. NCBI's taxonomy places the organism in Eukaryota, Fungi, Ascomycota, Dothideomycetes, Dothideales, Saccotheciaceae. The coding region runs from base 27 to 983 and encodes 318 amino acids.